Messenger RNA from Hirundo rustica (Barn swallow), 2139 nucleotides. RefSeq names its product DEAD-box helicase 31 (gene DDX31). Gene Ontology annotation, cellular component: nucleus. Lineage: Eukaryota; Metazoa; Chordata; Aves; Passeriformes; Hirundinidae. The record is from RefSeq and is a predicted model, not a curated record. The coding region runs from base 22 to 2037 and encodes 671 amino acids. Gene Ontology annotation, biological process: ribosome biogenesis. Gene Ontology annotation, molecular function: RNA helicase activity; ATP binding; nucleic acid binding. The transcript is spliced from 20 exons.
GGUGUAGGCGGCCCCGGGGCCAUGCGGAGGAACGGGCGGGACAUGGCGGCGGGCGUGGGGAUGCGCGGCCUCGGCCGGCAAUCUGGUGCUCUGAAAAGGAAGCUUCAGUCACCACAGGGAAACCCACCUGUGAAACGCAAACGUAAAUUAUCCAUAAACACCUUCGGGAAGAGUGCCACGGAGGCUGAGAGGAGGGAGGAGGGAAGCUCAUCACAAAAACCUGUUCCUAAGAAGCAGUUGACUGACAAACGAAAUGAAAGCCAGAAGAACAAACCUUUCAUUAAGACGUCCAGCCUGUUUAAAAACAACCCAGACAUCCCAGAAAUUCACAGAAAAGAAGUGCAGCAGGUGCAAGAAAAUGUUUUCACUACAGAUUCCUUCAGCCAGCUGGACCUCCACCCGCAUCUGAUCUCCACAAUAAACAAUGUCCUAAACAUAUGUAGCAUGACCAGUGUUCAGAAGCAAACGAUUCCUGUGCUCCUGCAAGGCAGAGAUGCCCUGGUCAGAUCUCAGACUGGUUCAGGUAAAACUCUUGCCUAUGGGAUUCCACUUGUCCAGUCUUUGCAAGGAAUGGAAUCCAAAAUACAGCGCAGUGACGGCCCCUACGCGCUCGUGCUCGUCCCAACCAGGGAGCUUGCACUCCAAAGUUUUGAUACAAUCCAGAAACUACUUAAGCCAUUUACCUGGAUUGUGCCUGGAGUGCUUAUGGGGGGAGAAAAGAGGAAAUCAGAAAAAGCCAGGUUACGGAAAGGGAUAAAUAUCCUCAUUUCCACUCCUGGCCGCCUGGUUGAUCACAUCAAGUCCACGGAAUGUAUUCAUUUCCAUCGCACUCAGUGGCUGAUUAUUGAUGAAGCAGACAGGAUCCUGGACCUGGGUUUUGAGAAGGAUGUGGCUGUGAUACUCAAUGCUCUGAACGCUGAGAGAGAGGCACGUCAGAAUGUGCUGCUGUCAGCCACCCUCACCGAAGGAGUGACACGCCUGGCCGAUAUCAGCCUGAAUGACCCCGUCAGCAUUUCCAUAGCAGAUGAAAUCCAGAAGGUGCCUGAACCAGCAUCACAAACAGAUAGGGAGGCCAGCAGUUCAUCCAACUGCAUGGAGCAGGAGAACUUUGCUGUUCCAGAGACACUCCAGCAGUAUGUCAUGGUGGUCCCCAGCAAACUGAGGCUUGUCACGUUAGCAGCUUUUAUCCUGCAGAAAUGCAAGUUUGAAAAGCGCCACAAGAUGAUCAUCUUUUUCUCCAGCUGUGAACAAGUGGAAUUCUACCACGAGCUCCUUGUGAAGGUCCUUUCAGGAGGGUCAGAGUCAGAGCAACCUGGACGUUCAUCCCUCUCCUCUGGGAGCUUACGGUUUCUACGUCUGCACGGCGACAUGGAACAGGAAGAAAGGACAGAGGUCUUCCAGGAGUUCCUAAAAUCCAAGACUGGCAUCUUGCUUUGCACUGAUGUAGCAGCACGGGGACUGGACCUGCCUCAAGUGACCUGGAUCGUGCAGUACAACGCUCCGGCUUCACCUGCGGAAUACAUCCACCGGAUCGGGAGGACGGCGCGCAUCGGCUGCCGCGGGAGCAGCCUGCUCGUGCUGGCGCCUUCGGAGGCAGGAUAUGUCAGCUUGCUGGCUUCUCACAAGAUUAAUGUUUCAGAGCUGAAGAUGGAGAAGGUGUUAGCCUGCCUGAUGAAAGAUGAUCGCUUCAGGUUGCACAGACCAGGAAGCAAGAAAUCCUGUGGCAAGAACCCUCAGGAAGUCCGGGAGAGGGCCACGGUCCUGCAGACAAAAUUUGAAAACCACGUCCACUCCAGCGAGGGGAAUGUCCGGUGGGCAAAGAAAGCACUGCAGUCUUUCCUUUGUGCCUAUACCACCUAUCCCAGGGACCUCAAGCACAUCUUCCACAUCAAAUCUCUCCACCUGGGUCACGUGGCCAAGAGCUUUGGGCUGAGAGAUGCCCCCCAGAACCUGACUGCUCUUCCAACGGCAGGCUCAAAGAGGAAAACCAAACCAAAACCAAAAAGGAGUGAUCCUUCUGCAAACCUGGAGGUGUGAGUGGUUCUAGCAAAAGCAUUUCUGCAAAAUCCUGUGGGAUCUCUCCUGGGAACCGUCUGCAGCAAGCCCAGAGUUGCAGCUCUGUCCCCUCUAGCCUGUGCU